AACCGGAGGGGCCUAUUGUGUUUUGGACUUUCUGUACGGGUAAAGACGUGACGAUGAUAUUGAUAUCUAAUAGAAGAAAAGAGUGCCGGUAGCUGUGAGGAGAUGAAAGGAAAACUGGAUAUUAAUUGGGCGUUGGGCAUUUGACAAAGCACAGAGAGUAUGAGCUCAAAGUGUCCUCCGUUUGACUUCUCUGGCAAGUACUACCAUGUCCAUGAGGGUUUAGGGUGUGUGAGGCAGAGCAGUUUCUUUAAGGGCAAAGCAGUUCUUAAUCAAGGCAUUGGCUAUUCCGUUAUUCUUGGCUUCGGCGCCUUCUUCGCUAUCUUUACUUCCUUCCUGGUGUGGUUAGAGAAGCGAUACGUUGGAUCACCCCACACAUCCGAAUGGUUCAACACAGCAGGCAGGAAUGUUAAAACAGGGCUUAUUGCCAGUGUGAUUGUAUCGCAGUGGACGUGGGCUGCUACCAUUUUGCAAAGUUCCAAUGUUGCUUGGCAGUAUGGAAUUAGCGGGCCUUUUUGGUAUGCUAGCGGUGCUACUAUCCAGGUACUGUUGUUUGGUGUCAUGGCUAUAGAGAUCAAACGAAAGGCUCCCCAUGCUCAUACUGUUUGCGAGAUUGUAAAGGCUCGCUGGGGAAAAGCGGCACAUAUUGUCUUCCUUGCUUUCUGCCUUCUGACAAAUAUCAUUGUCACGGCAAUGUUGCUCCUUGGUGGUUCUGCUGUGGUGAAUGCACUUACGGGGGUGAACAUAUAUGCUGCUAGCUUCUUGAUACCACUUGGGGUAAUUGUCUAUACAUUAGCAGGAGGACUAAAAGCAACCUUUUUGGCGAGCUAUAUACAUUCUGUCAUUGUGCAUGUGGCUUUAGUUAUCUUCGUAUACCUAGUUUAUACUGCUAGUAACAAGCUUGGUAGCCCCAGCGUCGUACACAACCGCCUGCAGGAAAUCGCCAGCAAGUUAAGAAUAUGUCACGAGCCGAUUUCCCACAAUGGACAAUCUUGUGGUCCCAUCGGUGGGAACUAUGAGGGCUCUUAUCUAACAAUGCUAAGUUCAGGCGGUCUGAUUUUUGGGAUUAUAAACAUUGUCGGUAAUUUUGGCACUGUUUUUGUUGACAAUGGAUAUUGGGUGAGUGCCAUUGCUGCUCGACCUUCAUCAACUCAUAAAGGCUAUUUGUUGGGAGGGCUUGUGUGGUUUGCGGUGCCAUUCUCUUUGGCAACAUCAUUGGGUCUUGGAGCCCUUGCACUUGAUCUACCAUUAACAGUGGAUGAGGCAAGCCAUGGAUUGGUUCCUCCUGCUACUGCUAUAGCUUUGAUGGGAAAAGGAGGAUCUAUACUUCUCCUUACGAUGCUAUUUAUGGCUGUGACAUCUGCUGGUUCCUCUGAGUUAAUUGCGGUUUCAUCAUUGUGCACAUAUGAUAUCUACCGUACUUACGUAAAUCCAAAUGCCAGCGGGAAAAAAAUCCUUAGCAUGUCCAGGGCCGUUGUCCUAGGAUUUGGAUGUUUCAUGGGAUUGUUUGCGGUAACAUUAAACAAGGCUGGAGUUUCUUUGGGUUGGAUGUAUCUUGCCAUGGGAGUGUUUAUUGGCUCAGCUGUUCUCCCAAUUGCUUUUAUGCUCCUUUGGAGAAAAGCUAACGCCAUUGGUGCAAUUCUAGGAACAAUUGUUGGUUGCAUUUUUGGCAUUGUCACUUGGUUGUCAGUCGCAAGCAUAGAAUAUGGCCAAGUAAAUCUUGACACAACUGGUCGAAAUGCACCAAUGCUUGCUGGAAACCUAGUCUCCAUACUUACAGGUGGAGCCAUUCAUGCUGUCUGCAGUCUUUUGUGGCCUCAAAACUAUAACUGGGACACCACUAGGCAGAUAACAAUUGUUGAAAAGGAAAAGAAUGAUUUGCCGGCAGAAGAGUUCAAAGAGGAAAAACUAAGAAAAGCCAAAUCAUGGAUAGUGAAAUGGGGUGUUGGUUUUACCAUCGUCAUCGUCAUAUUGUGGCCUCUACUUACGCUUCCGGCAGGGGAGUUCAGUGUCGGCUACUUCACCUUCUGGGCCGUUAUUGCUAUAUCAUGGGGCACCAUUGGAUCGGCAGCGAUUAUUGCUUUACCAUUAAUUGAAAGCUGGGAGACCAUAGAAAAUGUUUGUGUUGGCAUGUUUACAAAUGAUAGGCUCAUGAGAAAGGUUGAGGAGAUGAAUUUCAAGCUGAAUAGUAUUAUGCUGGCAAUACCUGAAGCAGAGAAAGCGUACUUGCUUGAGAAAGAGAAGACCAGGAAAAAGGAAGCUGAUAGGUUUGAGGUUAUAGAAGCAACAUUAGAGCAAUAAGCCCAAGGUGUCUUCAACC
This is a messenger RNA of Durio zibethinus, 2317 nucleotides long. RefSeq names its product urea-proton symporter DEGRADATION OF UREA 3 (DUR3) (gene DUR3). The record is from RefSeq and is a predicted model, not a curated record. Gene Ontology annotation, biological process: urea transmembrane transport. Lineage: Eukaryota; Viridiplantae; Streptophyta; Magnoliopsida; Malvales; Malvaceae. Gene Ontology annotation, cellular component: plasma membrane. Gene Ontology annotation, molecular function: urea transmembrane transporter activity.